GCAGGCAUAAAUUUUGAUAGUUAUCAGUCAAGUUUUUUCUGUAGAAAAAAAUGGUGGAUUUUGUCGUAAAAAGUUUUUUGUUCAAAAAUAAAAUUUGUCUUAUGCUCUAAAUAUUGACAAGUAGUUACAUAAAUUUAAUUCGCAUAUUGGAGGCGAUUCUUGCAGCACUGACAACUGUUAUAUUAGCAUUGGAGCUAAUUGAAUCGGUGGUUUUAGUGCAAAAGUUAGCAGCUGGAGCCAUUGUUAUUGUUUUGAUUCAAUUUGCAGCAACUACAGCUUUAACCGCAUUAGCUAUUCAAUUGGAUGUGUUUAUUAUUGGUUAAUUGAAAAUUUCUAGAAAAUAAUUUUCUGAAAUUUAAAAUCCAAAAAUCAAAAUAUUUGUCAUAACAUUGACAAAAACAUUUUUUUCAACCGAAUUAUUAUAAUUUAUAUCAAAUCUGAAUCCUGUACAGCAACAAUUUUACCAAAUGGGUACCAAUUCGGCGGCGACAACUGGUAUAAAUAAUAAACCAGUUGGGGGUGCUGGCGGAGUUGGUGGUACGGGUAUAAUGGCUGGAGUAGGUUCAGCCAAUGUUGGUGGCCUCGGUGGUGUUAACAACAGCGGUGGAAUUGACGAUGGAAAUGGCGGAGGAGCACAUGGUAAUAAUACUCAACAAACCACUCCGCAAUAUACCAUACCUGGAAUUUUGCAUUUCAUACAACACGAGUGGUCUAGGUUUGAAAGUGAAAGAGCACAGUGGGAUGUUGAUCGAGCAGAAUUACAGGCUCGUAUUGCCAUGUUGCUAGGUGAAAGAAAAGGGCAAGAAAGUGUCAAAUCAGAUUUAAUUAGACGAAUUAAAAUGUUGGAAUAUGCCCUUAAACAAGAACGCGUUAAAGUUCACCGAUUGAAAUUUGGUUGUGAUCCACCACCUCUAAAUGAUAUUAAACCACCAUCUGAAGAAGCUGGUAUCGGAAGUGACGUAGCUCCGGAUUCUGAGGUACCAUACAGCUCAGUAUCGAAUACAACUUGGCGCCAAGGUAGACAAAUGUUGCGGCAAUAUUUACAAGAAAUAGGUUACACGGACACCAUAAUUGAUGUCCGUGCCAAUCGUGUAAGAUCACUGUUGGGAAUGAAUAACAAUACAGAACAAGAAGAAAAUGUGAACCCAAAUAUAAAUGGCAAUGAAAAUAAUAAAAGAGCAUCAGAAUCGCAAGGACGGCGAACUCCAGCAAAAAAAUCGCAAAUGAGUGACGGGAUCAUAUUAGAUUCAACCGAAGAAGCGGUUAUGGCAAACUUUGAAUUUUUGGGUCAAGACGUGGAAAUGUCUGAUGACGAUGAAAUCUCAGAUGAUCUAGAUAUGGUCACAGGCGUAAAUGAAGAUGCUGACAUGAAAACAACAAAACGUAAAAGUAAAGAUAUGAUAAAUGUGGAAGAAGUUGAUGCCGAGGCUGAGGAGCUUCUAAAUGAUUUGAAUCUAUUGUCAGAAGGUUUUGCUAAUACAGACGCAACUCGCCGGAAUUUAAUAAAUAACGAUGAAGAAGUAGAUGCAACUCUAGGCUUGGGUGAUUUGGCUCAACUAACAGUUAAUAAUGAUGCUGAUGAGGUGCCCUCAACCAGCGGUAAAGAUUCUAGCUACCGAAAAACAUGGAACGCUAAGUAUACACUACGUUCACAUUUUGAUGGUGUGCGUGCUUUAGCAUUUCAUCCAGAAGAACCUGUCCUUAUUACAGCUUCUGAAGAUCAUACGUUGAAAUUGUGGAAUUUACAGAAAACUGUACAAGCUAAGAAAUCAGCUAGUCUCGAUGUCGAACCAUUGUAUACAUUUAGGGCCCAUACUGGACCAGUUUUAUGUUUAGCAAUGUCAACAACCGGAGAAUAUUGUUACUCAGGUGGAUUAGAUGCACAAAUUCAUUGCUGGAAACUGCCAAGCUCUAAUAUAGAUGCAUAUGAUUGUUAUGAUCCUUCAGUAUUAAAAACAACAUUUGAGGGACAUACUGAUGCUGUUUGGGGCCUAUCUGUUGAUCAUUCAAAAGGAAAUAUUGUUUCUUGUUCGGCGGAUGGAACAGUUAAACUAUGGUCACCAACAACAAAAGUGCCAUUGCUACAAACAUAUACCGCAUCAGAAGCUGAUGGUAUACCAACCUCAGUUGAUUUUGUUCGCGACGAGCUAAACCGUAUUGUUGUGGCAUAUAAUAGCGCCCAUUGUAUUAUAUAUGAUACGGAAUCUGGUAAACAAAUUAUAAAAUUAGAGCCAACACAAGAAAUGUCUGGCAAUACGGGUAAGUUCAUUAAUAAAGUCGUUAGCCAUCCAACAUUACCAAUAACAAUAACAGCACAUGAAGAUCGUCAUAUAAGAUUUUGGGAUAACACAUCUGGUUCAUUAGUACAUUCAAUGGUUGCCCAUUUAGAACCAGUAACUAGUUUAGCUAUAGAUAAAUAUGGUUUAUAUUUAUUAUCUGGUUCACAUGAUUGUUCAAUACGAUUAUGGCAUUUCGAUAAUAAAACAUGUGUACAAGAAAUAACAGCUCAUCGUAAAAAAUUUGAUGAAAGUAUAUUUGAUAUCGCAUUUCAUCCAAAUAAACCUUAUAUAGCAUCAGCUGGUGCUGAUGGCUUAGCUAAAGUUUUUGUUUAAAUUUAAAUUCAUUGUUUUCUUAAUUUUUUUAAAUUGAUUUUAUUUUAUCUCUUACUCUUUUUUUUUUGAAUAAAUAAGUUAAAUGUUUAAUAUAAAAGCAAAAUAAAAAAUCUAAAUUUUAUGUGAGUUUGUAUUAAAGUUUUAGACCAUAAGAUUUAAUAAUUGUGGUGAAAAUAUGAUUAAUUAGUUUAGAUGAAAUCUCAUGGAAAUAAUUAGAAUUACAUUCGAAUUGACACAAGAAUCUGUAAGAAAAUUAAAAAAAAAUAUUUUCCACUUUAGAUAUUUUUAAUUUAAUAAUUCAAUUUAACUCAAUGAAGUUAAUUCAAAAUUGUUAAUAAAAGUUUUGCAUGCGAUUUAGUU
Messenger RNA from Condylostylus longicornis, 2972 nucleotides. It is a transcript of the gene Cka, whose product is annotated as striatin-3. NCBI's taxonomy places the organism in Eukaryota, Metazoa, Arthropoda, Insecta, Diptera, Dolichopodidae. Gene Ontology annotation, molecular function: protein binding. The coding region runs from base 468 to 2612 and encodes 714 amino acids. The record is from RefSeq and is a predicted model, not a curated record. The transcript has 7 exons.